Pseudomassariella vexata is the source of this 4362-nucleotide messenger RNA. Its product is annotated as putative multidrug resistance-associated protein. Bases 1 to 4362 code for a protein of 1453 amino acids. Gene Ontology annotation, biological process: transmembrane transport. NCBI's taxonomy places the organism in Eukaryota, Fungi, Ascomycota, Sordariomycetes, Amphisphaeriales, Pseudomassariaceae. Gene Ontology annotation, cellular component: membrane. The record is from RefSeq and is a predicted model, not a curated record. The transcript has 9 exons. Gene Ontology annotation, molecular function: ATP hydrolysis activity; ATP binding; ABC-type transporter activity.
AUGGAUCGCACUAAAUACCUCGUCGCUGUAAACGCGUGCCCUCCGGAUGGCGAUAACCAAUUGUCCCCACGGAUAAAUACUAAUUGUCGUGAUUUCGACUUCACCUUGUUGUUUCAAGACACAUUCUUUCAGACAAUACCGUCAGCUUUAUUUUUGCUCGUUGCACUGAUUCGAGUAUAUACUCUCCGCGGUGAAAGGGUCAAAGUCAAGUCAUGGUACUUAGCAAAACUGAAACUUGCACUGUAUAUGGCUCUGCUGAUCACAUUUGGCGGUUUCAUAAUUUCACGCUUACAAGCCGAUCAUCUCCGCACGUCCAUGUCAGCCAUUUCCGGAAUUUUUUCUUUAAUGGCCAUUAGCGCUAGUGCAGGGCUAUCUUAUCUGGAAGAUCAGCGCUCUAUAAGGCCAUCUGACGUAUUGGUGCCCUACUUCAGCUUGUCUGCCAUCUUUUGUGUUCUUACCCUUCGCUCACUGUGGCUGAUACCGUCGGCCGUGACGCCUCGGGUCCUAUGGACACUUAUCCUCACCAUCACAACAACAAUCGUCUACUGCGAAUCAUUCACUAAGUCCGACCUCACGCAGCCACCAGAACAUGGAGAGUCGACAGAGCAGGCUGCUGGCUUUUGGAGCCGGAGUUUCCUCACCUGGCUCAUUCCCUUCUUGCGACUCGGUUACUCAAAUACUAUUACACUGGCUAAAAUACCGAGAGUAGACAAAUAUUUGAGAGAGGCAUAUGUGAGGGUUCGUUUGAAUAGACGGUGGCAAAUGCUUGAUCAGGGCCAGAAAUGCCUGGUUCGGGAACUAUUCAUGUCGAACUUAGGUCUAUUCUUGUCCGCGAUCCCAGCUCGAAUAUGUCUUUCGGCAUUCAUUGUGAGCCAGCCUCUUUUGAUUGAGGCAUCAAUCGCGCACCUGAGCAACGUGGAUAAUGGCCAAAAGAACACAAUCCCCGCAUACGCCUUGGUGAUUGUUUAUAUUCUAGUGUACUUCGGCAUCACGGUGUCAAGGACAUUAUACUGGCGACAAACUUAUCGCCUUGUUGCUACGUUCCGAUCGGCUUUAGUUUCGCUCCUUUAUCACCAUACUACUGGUGUUAGGGUGAGUGAAACCAGAGAGACAGCGGCUGUCACCUUGAUGGGUACAGACGUGGAACAAAUCGUCGAAAGUGUCAAAAAUAUCCAUGAAAUUUGGGCUGCUAUCCCGGAAAUUGUUAUUGGAGUUUGGCUUAUAGCACGCCAAAUGUCGUGGGCUUUCAUAGCGCCAUUGGCCAUUUGUCUCGGCGCUGUUGUAACAAUCCUGAAGAUGUCAGCAGCAUUUAAGACUGCGCAGGGAUCGUGGAACGAAAAGGUGCAGGCCAGAGUGAGUACCACUGCAGAGGUAUUGAAAAAUAUCAAGGCGGUUCAAAUGCUGGGUUUAUCGAGGUGUGUCAAUGAUUUGAUCACGAAUCUGAGGAAAGUUGAGCUUCAAACUUCCAAGCAUUUUCGCAAACUCAUCGUCUGCCAAAUCUUCUUCGGAAAUGCCCCGAUAAUGAUUGCGCCAUUUGCGACCUUUGCCCUCUACGCAGUCAAGGGCUUCAUCACUAACGACAAAACCUUACUUUCAACUCAGGCAUUCGCAUGUCUGUCUUUGAUCACCAUUUUGACAGAUCCAUUGGUUGCAUUCUGUGAAUUUUGGCCGGGCUUAUUCCAAGCCUUAGCAUCCUUUGACCGCAUCGAGAAGUACUGUCUCAGGAUGAGACACCCCGGGUUGCCGAAUAACACUGUUUCUGCUAUAGAACCUACUGAAUUUCGACACAUCCCUUUGCAAAUACUGCCUUCGAAAACGACUCCUACCAACAUUUUGAUGACUUUUAAGCAGGCAAAUGUUGCUUGGUCUAUCGAUUCCGAAAAUGUACUAUGGAACUUGACUUUGGAUAUUCCCCGUGGGUUUACGGGCAUUACUGGCCCUGUUGCAUCGGGGAAAUCUACUCUUUUAUGGAGCAUGGUUGGCGAGACAUCCGUUAACACUGGCUACGUAUCCGGUAUACUUACUCGCUCUGCAUUCUGCGGCCAGCCGCCCUGGAUCAUGGAUGAAUCUAUUCGUCACAAUAUUACCAUGGGCCUCGAGUACGAUCAAGAAUGGUUUGAUUUCAGCAUCUUUUGUGUUUGUCUACAGGAUGACAUAGCAAAUUUACCUCGGGGCGAUCAAACAAUUGCUGGAACUAAUGGUGCUGCGCUUAGUGGAGGACAACAACAGCGACUGGCUUUGGCUCGUGCUAUUUACUCACGACUACCUGUAGUUGUUUUGGACGAUGUAUUAUCGGGUUUAGAUGCAAGUACUUCUACAAGAAUAUGGGCUCGUCUCUUCGGAAGAAAUGGUUACUUUCGCAAAGCGGACAUUUCUGUAAUUCUAGCAACCAGUGACCAAAAGCUCCUUCACACUAUGGAUACAAUCAUUUCCCUCGACGGCGGCCAUCUAGUUCAACAGACAGCGCCCUUGGAAGACCACCGACAUUUGAGCAAUAGUAUUCUUCAUACGAAGACAGACAUCCGAGAACUAGACGCCGGUGUCAUGGAUGCCAACGGAGCUUCGGACAUUGAGGAUGGGUCUUUCCAAACCGAGUCAGAAACAGAAGCUUUGAUUGCCGUCACAGACGACCCAUAUCAGGAUAACUGGCCUGUAUACGUCUACUAUGGACGCAGUGCUGGGAUCACUUCGUUGUGCGGUUGGGCUAUUUGCUCUUUGUGUGCUGCGACAUUCUCCAGCGUCUCGACAAUUUGGGUACAAAAGUGGACAGAGGCUCGUCAGAACUCGAACGGGAGCACCAUUUACUUCUUAGGGGUCUACGCCUUGUUGAUGGUACUUACCAAUUUGAGUAUGAUAGGCGAGAUGUGGCUCGCUUUUAUGAAAAUCAUUAACGAUACGGCUCUCACACUACACACCGACUUGCUAGACACAACCCUACGAGCACCCUACAAUUUUUUCCAAUCUGUUGAUAUGGGAGUUAUCACGAACAGAUUCAGUCAAGACAUGGAUUUGAUCGACAUGACUUUGCCGAGCCACGCUGUGGUUUUUACAACAGCCGCGUCCGCUUGCAUGGUUCAAUUAGUCAUCAUUUGCAUAGUUGGAAAGUAUCUCGUAAUCGCUGUCCCCUUCUUCCUGGUCGGCGCCUUUUUCCUGCAGCGGUUCUAUCUUCGUACAUCGCGACAGGUACGUCUCAUAGACAUCGAAGCAAAGGCCCCCCUCUACAACCACUUUCUAGAACUCAUAUCAGGCGCCCCUACUAUUCGGGCUUAUGGGCGGAUCGGAUUCUUCUGCAAAAAGCACUCUGACGCACUUGAUGCAUCGCAAGGUCCAUUUUAUAUCGUCCUCUGCAUUCAGCAAUGGCUUUCUAUGAUGCUUGAUCUAAUGGUAGGUUUCCUCACAGUCGUCGUUGUCACUAUAGCCAUUAUGUCACCAGGAACGAUGACUCCAGGCGAACUAGGCGCAGCACUCGUUUUGCUUCUCCAAUUCAACAACAUGGCAAUGCAGUCUAUAAGAGGAUGGACGUCUUUGGAGAUGUCUAUCAGUGCUGUAGCACGAGUCCAGGACUUUUUGAAAAGGACCCCAGUGGAGCCUACUGGCUGGAACAACCCGAGGCGCCCUUGGCCGACAUCAGGCGGAAUCUGCUGGAAAGGCGUUGUGGCUGGCUACUCAGAGCAUGCCGUACCUAUCCUUAAAAACAUAAACAUCGAUAUCGCACCCGGAGAGAAACUAGCGAUAUGCGGGCCCUCAGGCAGUGGCAAAACAUCCAUGAUCCUGACACUUCUUCGAAUGACGAAGCAACUCGGUGGUCUGAUUAUUGUUGAUGAUGUAGACAUCAGCACACUUUCUACAGCUGCUCUGCGCUCAUGUCUGAAUGUCCUACCUCAGCAUCCCUUUUUUAUCCCUGGCACUGUCGAGCUGAACUUGGACCCAGACGGACAAUUCUCUGAGAGCUCCAUCAUUGCAGCGUUAACGAAAGUAAAGUUGAUGAGCAAGGUCACAGCACUAGGUGGCUUAAAGGCUGGGUUAGACCCUGACAAGUGGUCACAAGGGCAGAAGCAACUGCUAUGCCUCGCUCGGGCGCUUCUGAAGCCUAGUAAAAUUGUCAUAUUAGACGAAGCUACAAGCAGUGUCGACGAUGAAACGGAGUCAACGAUGUUGGAUAUCAUUGAUGAGGAAUUUAAGGGUUGUACCGUGAUUUCAGUCGUGCAUCGGCUAGCCAGGAUCGAUUGGUAUGACCGCGUGGCUGUUCUCGACCAGGGUAGAAUCGUCGAGUGUGACGCGCCCUGGCUCCUAUUGGAGCAGGACUCUGCAUUGAGAGUUAUGUACCGUGAUUACCACACCAAAAAAGCCUCAGUGGGGUGA